CACACACCUCGCAUCUACGUCGCAAGGUGCUGUGUAAAGCCCGACUUAGUAGGCUGAGGGCUACGUUGCUACGAGGCGUUGCCGCGCAUAGACUGACAUCUUGCUUACCAUGACGUGGCUUUGGUGCUAGCUUACUUUUAGCUAUACCUGGCAAUAAAGAACUGCGCUUAAUAGCCCUGUUCCAAAAACCAUUUUGAAAGUUGCAACGGGGCCCUUGCCCCGUUGGCGGAACUCGUUUUGCGGCGGCUUCUUAAAGAUGUUUCUUCUACGUCGAGCGACGGGUCUUCUGAGGGUCUGCUGUGGAUCUGCAGCGCCAGCGUUUGCCACCUGCGGGGCGAUGCUAAGCGCCUGCAUUGCGGUGACGGGCUACGCUUUGCUCGCCUUCCUUUUCCUGACCCGGUACUAUCUGCCAGCUUCCCACUACUACGUGCGUCCUCUGCACUUUGACUACACUGGUUACGUGGCCGAAGCCGUCACGUCCCUUUCCCCCAACCUCCGAGAGCAAUCGCCCAUGGUCAGCAACAAGCCGCUUACCAGCACAGCGGUUGCGCUGCUUCCUAAGUCACGGUUCCUUCCAUCCGGAAGCCAGGUCUCCGUACACGUGCAGUUAGUCAUACCCAGUCAUCACCACGACUUGUUCCAGGUGACUGGCGAGCUGCUGAGCAACGGCUCCCACACCGCAGCACGUUCCGCACGGACCCACAUCAACACGCCACAACCGUAUGCCUACCGCAUGGCGAGGCAGCUCUUUUGGCUUCCCCUGCACGUGCUGGGCUUGGGCCACGGCAACUGGGCGCGUGUCGACCUGCCGCUCUUUGACGAGUACGAGGAGGUGGAGGACGCGCCCGUGGACACCUUCCGAGCGCGUCUGGCCAGCCGCAACUCCUCCAUGGGCGCCCUGCCGCCCCCGCCGGUGCACCAGGCGGAGGUGCAUGUGCGACUGAAGCUAGGCUGGUUCAAGUCGAUGCUGUUUUGGCUGCGACCCGGCUUGGCAACCAGCGUGCUGCUCCUCCUAGCCGGUUUGACCAUGUCCAUGGGCGGGACUACCGCCGCCCUGGGCCUCACCGUACUCGUGUGCAUGUUAAGACGUUGGGCAACCGCCGGCACCGGCAAGGGGUACGGCAAGGGAGACGGCGGCUAUGGCGACGCAUGGCCCAUUGCAGCGGCGCAGCAACAGCGGCGGAAGCAUACGCACAAUGGCGGGCCGCCGUACGGCAAUCGCGAUGAUGCCUUGUCCUACAGCCUUGCAAAUGCUGCCUACUUUCGCGGCGGCGGAAAUGGCAAUGGUGCGGCGGCGGAUGAGGAUAGUCAGCCGUAUUAUCACCAUCCACACGGCGAAGCGCAUCGGCAGGGCAGUGGCUUCUCCCAGACGCAUCCCGUCGACUCUACCUUGGUUGGGGACGAAGAGUCCACCUUCGCACACGACGCCGUACCUCGUCGUCUAACUCAUGAAGGCUCGCCCGCAUGGUCGGGUAGCACCGAGAGCAACGCCUACACGCCUGUCGGCGGCGCUGCCGGCGGCUACCCUGGCGGCAAGGGCUCUUUCUCCCGUCAGAGCACCGGCACUGCGGCGGCGGCCUCUUCCGGGCGUGCUGCCGCCGUGAACGGUGAGACGCCACAGCCUGCUGCGACGGCAGCAAAGGCACCCUCAGCAGAGGACGAGCUAGACGUCGACGUCCCCGCCAGUGCGAAGCGUCGUGAUGACGUCAACGCUUCUGAGGAAGGCGGUUGGGAGAGGCAUGAGCACCGUUCCGUCGAGGAGGGGCAUGAGGAAGAGGGCGGGGAGGAUGACAUCGAGGGCAGCGAUGCGGGCGCAUCGGAGGAGGGACAUGGAGGUGAGGAGGACGAGGAGGCUGAGGGUGAUUAUACCGAGGAUGAAGGGCCGGCGGGAGAGCAGGAGGCUCGCGGCCAUCGUGACGCCGGCAAGGCAGCGGCGCUGGCGGCAGAAGGGGCGGCAGAGGGGCAGAGGGGCGACCUUGACCCGCAGGCGGACAAUGAGGGGCCCGGAGGGGCAGUCAGGCGGCGGUCGGCGUUUGCAUGGCAGGCGUGAGCUUGAGGGAGAGGGAGUGACCGCAGGAGUAUGACCGCAGGAGCCUCCUAAAGGCCGUGCGGGAUGUCUGACCGAGAUGCAGAUGUUUAUUUAGGCCUCAUACUUGAGAUUUGAUCUGGGUCAGUCCUGAUGGCAAGUUCUGGGAGCGGGGCAAGGAACUAAAGCUGUGGGCAGCGAGAGUUGAGCGCCGGCAGCGGAUGGAGCAGGAUGAAUGUGUACUAGUAGCAGCAGAUGGCAUCGUUUUGGAGGGGAGCUGUACGAAUGUCCCUUGUACUCCACUUCCAUACGGUUGCGAUUUCGCUUUUCUGCCCCAUUGGGAAGCAUCUUCGCCGCCAACAUUGUGCUAGGGAAGGUCAUUGCCAAGGGGCCAUGACUUUUCAUUUACUUUUUGUACCUUACUUGUAAAGUUACCCCAAUAACACCAUGUUUUUUGGUAAGGCGUGUGGAGCUAGACAGGAGCCCCUUGUCAUCUACCGGUAGUCGAGAGUAUUCUCUUUUGAUUUUGGCCGUUAUAACCCCUUCUGUACCAUCAUAAGGGUAUGUAGUGGCAAGUGCGGGGCGAAAGGGUGUGCCAUGUAGCAGGAUAUCGUUGUCAAUAGGCCAAUCAAGACACAUUGGGUUUUGCAACUUUGCUGUGGCGAGUCUAAGGUGGGCGCCGUGCCUUGUUGUAACAUUUGAAUAGGGGAGAGGAAAAACAAGGAAGCUGCGAUUGGCCGUAUAUCUGGGGCUACUCUAUGAAAGCAGUUUGCGGGCGUUGCUAAGCAAGGGUAGAAGUGUGCUGAACCCUCAUGCCAACCAUCCAUCAAUCUGCUGGAGGCUGGUCAUGUGGCAAUGGACCCAGUCUAGCUGGCACGGGCUGUGGAAUACCACGCUUGGGUUGACAAGCACGUCAACACGGCUUUACGGCUAGCUUGAGGGAGAGCCCGGACAGUCACCCAGGUAACCGAGUCGCCAGUAUUUUUGCAAGUCCGCGUCCCUCUUGGAGAGUGGUUACGCGUUGGGAUUCUGCCCAAACCUACAUUUAUCAUGUUUAGCGGUCUUUGUAGAAGGCGUAAGGACGUAGAUUGCCACUCCCCUACCAGUCGACCUGAACUACCUGUGGCUUCAGCAGGCGCAGCGGCCGCGCCCGUGGCCGCAGAACCUGUAAUACCACCAACUACAGCUGUAAAUGGCGACGUGAAUUGGGGCGAAGAUGUGCAGUUGUUUGAUCUGCGGCGUGGUGGUUCGCUUCCUAAUGGAGUAUGCAUGUAUAUACAGUCUGGUGACACAAGCGACUUCGAUGGCUAUCUCAUUGCCUCAGCGGGACAUGUCAUCCAAAAGGAAACCCGACAAUUCGAAUACGUGGUCGCGGUUCCGGAGCGGCGAGCCUGGCGUGACAAGGAGGAGCCCGACACCACCAAGCACGACCCCAGCUACUCGGAGGAGGUGCUGGCCACAUCGGGGCAGCUGCUGCGGCACCUCUGCCCCACAGCGCUGCUGGUCAGGGGUCCACUCAAUCAGCGCAACCUCAUUCCCUGGCGCAUGAUGUUCAAUGAGCCGGAGAAGUACGGGCCUCUCAUACGGGAGCUGCCGCAAGUGGAUCCCAAAUGGACGUCCGUGGAUGAGCUAGCGGAGCGCAUCCGGAGUCCCGAGCUGCAGUCGGUUGUGAUCGACAUGAACGGCUCCAUGGGCUACCUGGACCGGCUGGUGGCGCUGCUGGGGCCGGAGGGGGAGCAGCUGCUGGGGGCCAAGCUGAAGGCUGCGGGGCUGCCGCUGAUCGUGAUGGCGGGGGUGCAGGCGGAGGUGCAGACGCAGACGCUGCCGCUGCCCGGGAGAGACCCACGGGCCACCAAGAACGCCAUCUACUACCCGGACGCCGUGCGCGUGCUGCUGCGCCUGGCCGCCGCGCACUCCAUCCCGCUGCUGUUCGUGACCAACAACGUGUGCAACAAGGUGCUGCGCUUCCAGGAUGCGGAGGAGGUGGCGCAGCGGCUGGGGCUGGCGGGGCUGCUGCGGCGGGUCAGCGACACCUGGUUCAGCAUGCCACACCUGCAGGGUAAGUGCGUGCCGUUCGACUGGGUUGCCUUCUGCGCCAUGCUGCUGUACGGCCGGCAGGGCGACUCGCCGGCCAUGCAGCUAGCGCGGCAGGAGCUGUGGGUGGGCGAGCAGGACCCCGCGGUGCUGGUGUUGCGGGACCCCGGCCAGCCUUCCAGCGACAUCGUGACCGCCAACCUGGCCGGCACGGCGCACUGGGGCAGCGUGGAGAGCGUCACGGACGUGGACCUGGAGGCCAUGCUGCGGCUAGCCAAGCACGCGGCCGCACAUGCAGCAGCGUAGCAGGGCUGAGGAGGAAGGCGGGGUCGUGAGGGCGUGGGAGGGCUGUGCAGGGCAGCGACCGGGUGGUGAGGUAGCCUGUGUGGGGGUGUGUAUGAGGCAUGUAAGGGGUCCGGAAACCUGCAUGCUGGCGUGGGAAUGAAUGGUUGCAUGUGCAUGUUGGGUGUUUAAUGGGGACAUGGCGGAAGUGUAUUAUAGAGGCGGGCAUGGCGAGUGGUUUAAAUGGAGGAUGCGGAUGGAUGAUCUUGGAGCAAAACACAGCUGCAAGAGUGGGAAUUUAAGAUGGCGACUGGGCCCCCCCUACACAGCAGGUUUUCCUGUGUGUGUGUUGCUUUUCCCUAUGCUUUGCAUAUGUGCUGUUGCUUCCUUUGACAACACUGUGUGCUGGUAACAUAAUCCAAUGUGUGAGCUGGCGUGAGGGGACUAACCAUUUUGCUAUGGCAGCGGCGUUUAUGCAGUGUGUCCUUUAGUCUGCUGCCCGUAUCAGGCUUUGCUGACUCUGACGUCCUGUACCUUCAGACAGAACGGUAACACCGUAAAGUAAGAGGUUAGAGCUGGAAAGAUCUGUGACAUGAACAAACUACCUUGUUAACGUGGUGAAAUGGAAUAGAGGGUUGCAUCUUGCAUGUUGUUAAUACAUUGGCCGCCUUGCAUGUUCGUUGCGCCAACUGUCGUGCUUUGACGUGUCAUGGCGCUCAACUAGAUGUCUAGAUCAGGAUCAUCAGGACGGUCUAGCUGAUACCCGUGUGGUUGAGACUUGCUACGACCCCGUGCUUUUGCCACCUUGUUAGCGCCAACGCCCCCCCUUCUCGCAAGGUUUUCCCUGCGGCGUCUACGAGCCAGAACUUACAGCUGGUUUAUAAGAGGCCGAGUAAUGAUGACGCAC
Astrephomene gubernaculifera is the source of this 5249-nucleotide messenger RNA. NCBI's taxonomy places the organism in Eukaryota, Viridiplantae, Chlorophyta, Chlorophyceae, Chlamydomonadales, Astrephomenaceae. The record is from the annotation of a GenBank genome assembly.